AUGGGUAAAAAUCCGUUACUCAUUGAUUGUCGGUUUCACACGGCACGUAACCUCCCUAACAUGCCAAAGGAAGUCCCUAUUUCUCUUUCUGCUGGUCUCGUUAAAGGGAAAAUAUAUGUAUCUAGAACGAGACAAGACACAGCGGUGUGCAAUUGCGAUACAUUUUGUAAGAAUGUGGUGACGUGGGAGUCUACAACGGACGUAGAGGUGUGCAAUUGCGAUAGAUUUUGUAAGAGUGCGGUGACGUGGGAUAAUAAGGUUUACUUCCGUUGUUUUGGUUACGAUCCGAAAAACGAUAAAUGGGAGACACACGAGAUACUAAACUCUAUGUGGUGGUACGGUAAUGGAUGCGUUAUGGAAGGAGUAAUGUACUGCUAUAGUCGAGCUUUGAACAAGUUGUUUGCGUAUGAUUUCAAAGAAAGGUCUUGGAAAGUGGUCAAGGGCGUGGAAGGGUUAAUGGGUGUGCGUACUGUUUGGCCACGAACGGUGAUAUACAAUACAAAGGUGGUGGUGGUUUUCCAGAGAGAGCUUGCUGGUACGAAAAGCGAAAUUUGGUGUGCAGUGAUCAAAGUGGAAAUGGAUCAAAAGGGAGAGAUUUGUGGAAUAGUUGAGUGGUGUGGUUGUGGUUGUGUGCUUGAUAAUGGACAGUGGCCUCAUGUCAUAAACUGUUCAUCUGUUGAUGUUUGA
Messenger RNA from Arabis nemorensis, 687 nucleotides. NCBI's taxonomy places the organism in Eukaryota, Viridiplantae, Streptophyta, Magnoliopsida, Brassicales, Brassicaceae. The record is from the annotation of a GenBank genome assembly.